AUGGCAGCACCACGGGAGCUUUCCCCAGAAUACUCGGGAAGUAGCUCCAUAGAAGACCCUGAUGAAGUGCAUACCUUGGACGAGUUCAGGGAUGACAUGUUCGGAGCUGGGUCUAGUGGCCCUGUCCUGAGGCGCGACAGUCCCGUGAUGUCGCUGAAGAGAUUGGAGCGGAAUACACAUGCAAUGGUUCUGCAGACAGCGCAGAGGGCCCUGACCAAGCAGGCCAUAGCUAAGCAUGCCACUCACCUCCGGGAUCCGCAUUGA
Pelobates cultripes (western spadefoot toad) is the source of this 264-nucleotide messenger RNA. The record is from the annotation of a GenBank genome assembly. Lineage: Eukaryota; Metazoa; Chordata; Amphibia; Anura; Pelobatidae.